Caenorhabditis remanei is the source of this 1305-nucleotide messenger RNA. RefSeq lists its product as uncharacterized. The coding region runs from base 1 to 1305 and encodes 434 amino acids. Lineage: Eukaryota; Metazoa; Nematoda; Chromadorea; Rhabditida; Rhabditidae. The record is from RefSeq and is a predicted model, not a curated record. The transcript is spliced from 8 exons.
AUGGUCAUUCUGGCGACUGCCGACUUCGAGGUAUUGGAACACGUAAAACAACUCGAAUUGUUGGUUAUCAAUGACACGAAUCGUGUCAUGGCCGUGGCCGAGUUGGAGAGAGUUACGAUUCACGACGCAUGCAAAUGGAUAGCAAUGACGGCGACUGCCGAGGUUGUGUUGAAUCCAUCGUUACUAUUUGUGUCAUUGGGAGGAAAUCAUGCGGCCAUCCCAUUCGAAGUGGUGUCCACCGACCCCGUGCCCGUCGUAAUGUGUAUCUCCCCCUUGUUCGCCGCAGAAAACUGGCAGAAUCUCCUUGUCUCUCUUCACGUCUACAAACGAUUCGGAGCCCACGCGCAUCUCUACAUUCGAAGUGUUGUCUCACCGAUGUUCGAGAUUUUGAGAGUUUACGAGGUGGAGGGAUACGUCACUCUGAAACCAUGGAAUCGAAUUAAUUUGUUGAAUCGAGACGAGCGAGAUUUCAAUCCGAAUCUUAAUGUCGAGUUUAGGAGUCAAGCGGCCGCACAAACCGAUUGUUUGUUACGCUACAAGGAAUCGGCAGAAUUCGUGGCAUUCGUCGACUUGGACGACUUGAUAAUCCCCCGAAUGGCCAAUAACUAUGUGAAUGAGUUCCGAUUUCUGGCCGCCGAGAAUCCGACGGUCGCCUAUUUCACGUAUUCGAAGGAGAAUACGAGGACGAGGGCGUACAAGCGUGCCAACGUGUUCUCAAUAGAGCACGUUUUGCGAAGCAUCCAAUUCGAACAGGCGACGGAGACUGGAAAAAUGAUAGCGAUCCCGUCGAAAGUAAACAAUACGUGGAUUCAUUGGACACAUAAGAGUCUCAAAAAGUUGGAGGUUGAGGCAUCGUUCAAUUCGAUCACUCAUCUGAAACACAUUGAUAUGCUCGACGGUAUGGGUGUAGAUCACGAACGUGUGCCGCAAUACAACCCAACAACUGGCGCGGACGCAGAAAAACCAUUGAUUUCGAAUAAGAAUAUUAAGAUGAUCGAGAAGGAUUUCAACAGAAUGAGCUGGAAAUCAUCGAUUCGACGUCAUCUAAGAAGUCUUCCUAUCAAUAUGACAUACUCGAAAAUGAUAAGUGAUUGUUAUAAGGAAUCGUACUACACAUUCCAUUCGGCAAACGAGAAUCACGGAAUGCUGUGUCCCGGACCCGAGAGAUGUGAUAUCUCCGCCCACAAGACUCGCUGCUGGAACAGUGUCGGCGAGUACCACUCAACGCGAGACGGAAAACUAAUCAAUAUUCAUUUCGCCGAGAAUUCAGAUUUCGCAUUAAACGACGACGGGUGUCAAGUGUAG